AUGUCUGGCUCUUUACAGCAGCUGUCCGCGAGAUUAACCUCUCGUUUCCCAUGGACGUCUGCACCGUUGAUUGUGGCCGCGCCGAUGCGGGUGUUGGCGGGACCCAGGCUCGCAGUGGCCGUGUCGGCUGCUGGAGGAUUUGGCUUCAUCGGGCCCGCAGCGAAGACCAAGGCUAUGAAAGACGACCUAGAAGAGGCUCGACAACUGAUAAAGGAGAGUGUGGAAUUGCGUGACAAGCUCAGCGACAUUGCAGCAUCGUCGUCGCCAUCCAACUUGCCCAUAGGCGUCGGGUUCCAACUGUGGAGCGACGACCUAGCCACCGCAGCACAACUGGUCCAGCAAUACCGCCCGAGCGUGGCAUGGCUCUACGCGCCACGCGACGAACAGAAAGACUACGCGCUGUGGUCGUCGACGCUCCGACGCGCGUCUCCCGACAUUGCCAUCUGGAUCCAAAUCGGAACGGUGGCCGAGGCGGAGCUACUAUCCAAACUGGCCCAAGUGCCCGACGCGAUUGUCGUGCAGGGCGCCGAAGCCGGCGGCCACGGUCGAGCCCACGAUGGACUCGGCUUGCUCGCGCUGCUCCCGGAGGUGGCCCAGGUUCUGCAGCAGAACGGACACGAGAACAUCCCCUUGAUCGCGGCGGGCGGGAUCGUCAAUGGCCGAGGCGCGGCGGCAGCCUUGUGCCUAGGAGCGACCGGCGUGGCUAUAGGCACACGGUUUCUGGCCGCCACCGAGGCCCGCAUCAGCCGUGGCUACCAGCAGGAAAUUGUGCGGGCGCGCGACGGCGGCGCCAAUACCACGCGUACCGUGCUCUACAAUCAGUUGCGCGGCACUGUGGGCUGGCCUGAGCAAUACGCCCCGCGGACCAUUAUCAACCGCUCCUAUGUCGACCAUGUCAACGGCGUGCCGUUCGACACUCUCCAGAAGCUUCAUGACGAAGUGGUGGUACGCGGUGAUCAGGCGUGGGGGCCAGAAGGACGAGUGGCGACUUAUGCGGGUGCCUCGGUUGGGUUGAUUCAUGAUGUUCGACCUGCCGCGAGUCUUGUGCGAGAUAUUCAGCGCGACACGGUCAGGGUUCUGCAGAGUCUUCAAGGGGGGAAGUUGUGA
Capronia epimyces CBS 606.96 is the source of this 1107-nucleotide messenger RNA. RefSeq lists its product as uncharacterized. The transcript has a single exon. Bases 1 to 1107 code for a protein of 368 amino acids. The record is from RefSeq and is a predicted model, not a curated record. NCBI's taxonomy places the organism in Eukaryota, Fungi, Ascomycota, Eurotiomycetes, Chaetothyriales, Herpotrichiellaceae. Gene Ontology annotation, molecular function: nitronate monooxygenase activity.